This is a messenger RNA of Hyaena hyaena (striped hyena), 3977 nucleotides long. It is a transcript of the gene RPGR, whose product is annotated as retinitis pigmentosa GTPase regulator. The transcript is spliced from 14 exons. Gene Ontology annotation, biological process: ubiquitin-dependent protein catabolic process; protein ubiquitination; visual perception. Gene Ontology annotation, molecular function: ubiquitin protein ligase activity. Bases 15 to 3977 code for a protein of 1320 amino acids. The record is from RefSeq and is a predicted model, not a curated record. Gene Ontology annotation, cellular component: photoreceptor outer segment. NCBI's taxonomy places the organism in Eukaryota, Metazoa, Chordata, Mammalia, Carnivora, Hyaenidae.
CGCGGCAGUUGCCGAUGUCCGGGUUGUCGCAAUGGGGAGCUGGGGGGCUUCUGCGGCCAGCGUUGGGGCCGAGAAGCUGCCAUAGACCCCACCGAGUCUCCCCCUCGACCUUCCGGGUUCAGGCGCAGACUCUCCGCACCGCCUUCGGCAUGGGGGAAUCCGAAGAGGAGGAGGUGCCCGAUUCGGGUGCUGUGUUUACAUUUGGAAAAACCAAAUUUGCUGAAAAUAUUCCCAGCAAAUUCUGGUUUAAACAUGAUAUACCUAUAAUUCUUUCAUGUGGAGAUGAACACUCUGCAGUUAUUACAGGAAAUAAUAAACUUUACAUGUUUGGCAGUAACAACUGGGGCCAGUUAGGAUUAGGAUCCAAGUCAACUGUUAGCAAGCCAACGUGUGUCAAAGCUUUAAAACCUGAAAAAGUGAAAUUCGCUGCCUGUGGAAGGAACCACACCCUAGUCUCAACAGAAGGAGGCAAAGUGUAUGCAGCUGGAGGAAAUAAUGAAGGGCAGCUGGGACUUGGUGACACCGAAGAGAGAAGCACUUUUCAUCUAAUUAGUUUUUUUACCUCCCAACGUAAGAUUAAACAGCUCUCUGCUGGGUCUAACACUUCAGCUGCUCUAACUGAGGACGGAGAGCUCUUUAUGUGGGGUGACAAUUCUGAAGGACAAAUUGGGUUAAAAGAUCUAACUAAUGUGUGUGUCCCUCAGCAAGUGACCGUUGGGAAGCCUAUCUCCUGGAUAUCCUGUGGAUAUUACCAUUCAGCUUUUGUAACAACGGAGGGAAAACUGUACACGUUUGGAGAACCAGAGAGUGGGAAGUUAGGUCUUCCCAAUCAGCUGCUUUGCAACCACAGGAUGCCCCAGGCAGUGCCCGGAAUUCCUGAGAAGGUGGUGCAGGUAGCUUGCGGUGGAGGGCACACUGUGGUUCUCACAGAGAAAGCCGUGUAUACCUUUGGACUGGGACAGUUUGGUCAGCUGGGUCUUGGUACUUUUCUUUUUGAAACUUCAGUACCCACAGUCAUUGAGCAAAUUAAGGAUCAGAAAAUAAGUUCUAUUUCCUGUGGAGAAAAUCACACAGCUCUGAUAACAGAUAUAGGUCUUCUGUAUACUUGUGGAGAUGGUCGAUAUGGAAAAUUAGGCCUCGGACUGGAGAACUUUACCAAUCAGUUCACUCCCACUUUGUGUUCUCAUUUUUUGAGAUUUAUAGUUCAGUUGGUGGCCUGUGGUGGAUGUCACAUGCUAGUUUUUGCCGUUCCAAGACCUGGUGGGACAGAAGAAAUUGAGUUACAGGGAAUAAAGCCUCCUUGCUUCCCUGCAGUGCCUUCUCUGCCCUUCAACAGUCUAACCUCAGGAAACACUCUGCACAGAAGUCUAUCAGCACGUGUGCGGCGAAGAGAGAGGGAGAAAUCGCCCGACUCUUUUCGAAUGACACGAACACUACCUCCACUUGAAGGGACUCCUGUGCUACCCGUUUGCUUUCCCCCCAUCCCGGUUCCUUUCCAUCUGUCUCCAAUUAAUCUGCCAGAGAAAAUGAUACCUAAAGAGGACAGUUUCAUGCAGCCCAUAAAGCCCAUGCGCAUGCCAGGUUGUUUUCAAGAUAAAAUGACCACAGGGAAAGAUACAGACAUUUUCUCAGCAACAGAUUCACAAAGCCUUGGAGAAACUACUGAUGUGUUAAAUAUGACACACAUGAUGAGCCUGAAUUCUAAUGAGAAGUCAUUUAAAUUGUCACCAAUUCAAAAACAAAAGAAACAAGAAACAGUCGCGAAACUGAACCAGCGUGCAGCUCGCUUUGAACACGAUGGUAGUACAGAGCGUACAAAGGAAGAGACAUCCAAAACGGUGACAGAGAGAAAAGCGUAUAGACAGCUGGUGGCACAGGGAACGUACAUGCUGCCAGCACUUGGGAAUGGGCGCCUGUUUUCAGACAAGGACUUAGGUGAGGCGUCGGGCCAGCCGGGGCCUCAGGCCAACACCCAUGCCAAGGGUGUGUGCAGAGAGAGAUUCAGACUUGAGAGCAAGCGCAGCAUUUGCCCACCUGACAGGAAGGAGAUAGAACAGGAAGGUGAUGGAAGCCACGGUCAGAAGGAUUCAGCAGCCGCAGAAGCAGUGCCUGAGAAAGAAACUGCGCUGCUGGAAAUGGCAGGUCUGAAGGAUAUGAGACAAAGUGAAGAGCAUUUAAGACAUAUUAACACAUUCUUUGACGACUUACCAAAUAGAGACGUGAAUCUUGAGGAUGAAGGGAGGAAAAGCUUUGUUAAGGACGGUGAGAGGAACACGCAAGAUGUGAUCUGUGACAGUGAACGGGAGUCCGUAGAGGGGGCAGACAGUUACGUGGAAGGCGAAAGUGAAAGCCAGCAAGGUACCAUUGACGGCUUCGAACAGCCCGAGUCCGUAGAAUUCAGUAGCGGAGAGAAAGAGGAUGAAGAAGUGGAUAUUGACCCAAACUUGUGGUAUAGCAGGAAAUUUAUUGAGCAAGGACAUGAGGAAGAAGCUGAACACAAAAUGUCCAAAUUCGCGGCAAAAUACGAUUUUAAGUGUGACCACUUGUCGGAGAUCCCAGAGGAGCAGGAAGGAGCAGAGGAUUCAGAAGAAAGUGGAAUAGAGGAGCAAGAGGUAGAUGCAAGUGAGGAAACUGUGGAGGUGCUCGCAGGGAAAGAGGAGGAGGAAGUAGAGAUCCUGUCAGACGAUCUUACAGACAGAGCAGAGGUGAGUGAGGGCAAGGGAAAGGCAGGGGGAGAAGCGGAGGAGGAUGUGCCCGAAGGUGGAGGUGAGGGGGAGGUCCGGCGGGAGGGCGGUUUGGGAAUGGAACGGAGUCAGCGUGAGGAGGGGGAAGAGAAGGAAGACCAGGGAGGGGGAGAAAUGGAGAGCCCGGAUGAGGGGGAGCAAGACCUAGAGGAGGAGGAGGACCAGGACCACAGGGAGAGGGAGCGAGGUCAUAACGGGAUGGGGCGAAGGGAAGGGGAGGGGCAAAGAGAUGGCAAGGAAGGGGAGGGGAGAGAAGAAGACAGGGAAGAGGACGAAGGCAAGGAGGAGGGACAAAGGAAAGAGGAAGAAGCUCAAGAGGAACGACCUGGAGAGGGGGAAGAAGGGGAAGGGGAAGGGGAGGAGGAAGAGGGAGAAGCAGAGGGAGAUGGGACGGAAGGGGAAGGGAGAGGGGGGAGAGAGAGAGAAGCAGAGAAAGAUGAGGAGGAAGCUGAGGAGGAAGGAGAGGAGGGGGAAGGGGAGGAGGUUGGAGAGGAGGAAGAAGAGGAGGAAGCAAAGAAAAGAGAAGGUGAAGGGGAGGAAGAAGGAGAGGGAGACGGAGAGGAAGGAGAGGGGGAAGGGGAGGAAGAAGAAGGUGAAGGAGAGGGAGAAGGGGAGGAAGAAGAAGUGGAAGCAGGGGAGGAAGAUGAGGGCGAGAGGGAAGAAGAGGGAGAAGAGGAGGAAGGAGAAGAGGAAGGGGAGGGGGAGGAAGGAGAGGGGGACAGGGAGGAGGAGGCGGGAGAGGGGGAGGAGGAAGAGGAAGCGGAGGGGGAGGGGGAGGAGGAAGAGGAGAAGGAAGGCGAGGGGGAAGAGGAAGAGGAGGAAAGAGGGGGGGAAGGGGAGGGGUACAGAGAAGAGGAGGAAGAGGAAGAAGGGGAGGAGGAAGGAGAGGGGGAGGAAGCAGAGUGGGGAGUGAGGGAGAGGGAAGACGAGGAGGACGGUGAGGAAGAAGAGGGGAAAUAUGCGGACACGGGAGAUGAAGAGAGGGAAAAACAGGCAAGGCAGGGCGAAGGAAGAGAGUCCAGCAAAGUGAGCAAAAUCAAAGGGUCUGUGAGAUACGACAAAAAUAAGGCUUACCCCAGAAAGUUUAUCCCUAACCCAGAGGGAAAGGGGAAAGAGCAUGAGGUACAGAGGUUCAAAAUGCCGGAGCAGUCAAAACAGGUUUUAGAAAAUGGGCUGCCAGGUUCCAGAAAAUUCUGGAAUAAUGUAUUACCACAUUAUUUAGAAUUGAAGUAA